Fukomys damarensis (Damara mole-rat) is the source of this 2766-nucleotide messenger RNA. RefSeq names its product calcium-activated chloride channel regulator 4. Lineage: Eukaryota; Metazoa; Chordata; Mammalia; Rodentia; Bathyergidae. Gene Ontology annotation, molecular function: intracellularly calcium-gated chloride channel activity. The record is from RefSeq and is a predicted model, not a curated record. Gene Ontology annotation, biological process: chloride transport. The transcript is spliced from 14 exons. The coding region runs from base 1 to 2751 and encodes 916 amino acids.
AUGGGGCUUUUCAGAGCCCUUGCUUCCCUCUUAGUCCUACACCUGCUGCGGGGCUCAAAUGCUUCCCUGGUGCAGCUGAAUGACAAUGGCUAUGAAGAUGUCAUUAUUGCUAUAGACCCUGCUGUUCCAGAAGAUGGAGAAAUAAUUGAAAAGAUAAAGGACAUGGUGACCGCAGCUUCAACAUACCUGUUUGAAGCCACAGAAAAAAGAUUCUUUUUCAAAAAUGUAUCUAUAUUGAUUCCUGAGACUUGGCUGAGAAAAGAAGAAUACAACAGCCCAAAAUACGAGAGCUACAAACAUGCUGACGUUAUAAUUGCACCACAAGCCCUCCUGGGCAGACACGAACCUUAUACCAAGCAGUUCACAGAGUGUGGAGAAAGAGCAGAAUACAUUCAUUUCACCCCCGACGUUGUUCUGGGCAAAAAACAAAAUGAAUAUGGACCAUCAGGGAGGCUGCUCGUCCACGAGUGGGCCCAUCUCCGCUGGGGAGUGCUCGAUGAAUACAAUGAAGAUCGGCCUUUCUACAUGGGCACUUCACAGAAAAUUGAAGCCACAAGAUGUUCCGCUGGUAUCACUGGGACAAACAGUGUUUAUACCUGUCAAGGAGGUAGCUGUAUAACUAGGAGAUGCAGAAUCGAUCCUACCACAAAGUUGUAUGAAAAAGAUUGUCAGUUCUUCCCUGACAAAGUUCAAACAGACAAGGCUUCGAUAAUGUUCAUGCAAAGCAUUGAUUCUGUUGUUGAAUUCUGCAACGAGAAAAACCAUAACCGAGAAGCUCCAAGUGUGCAAAACCUAAAGUGCAAUUACAGAAGUACGUGGGAGGUGAUCAGAGAGUCUGAGGACUUUAAAUCCACCACACCAAUGGAGACACCACCACCUCUGCCUGCCUUCUCUUUGUUGAGGAUCAGUGAAAGAAUUGUGUGCCUUGUUCUUGAUAAGUCUGGAAGCAUGGGUUUGGAAAAUCGCCUUAAUCGAAUGAAUCAAGCAGCAAAACACUUCCUGCUUCAGACUGUGGAGAAUGGAUCCUGGGUAGGAAUGGUUCAAUUUGAUAGUGUGGCAAACAUUAAGAGUGAGUUAAUACAAAUAAGGAGCAACAGCGAAAGAGACACCCUCAUGGACAGAUUACCUACAACAGCCCUUGGAGGGACUUCUAUCUGCAGUGGGCUUAGAUCUGCAUUUCAGGUGAUUAGAAACACAACCUUCCCAUUAGAUGGGUCUGAAAUAGUGCUGCUGACUGAUGGGGAAGAUAGUACAGCAAGCUCUUGUGUCGACGAAGUGAAAGAAAGUGGGGUCAUCAUUCAUUUCAUCGCUCUGGGACCACAGGCUGAUGAGGCUGUAAAGGAGAUGCAGAACACAACAGGAGGAAAAUAUUUUUAUUCGUCAGAUAACGCUGAGAACAAUGGUCUCAUCGAUGCUUUUGCAGCCCUUACAUCAGAAAACGCAGAUCGCAGCCAGAAGUCCAUUCAGCUUGAAAGUAAGGGAUUAAAACUGAUCAAUGAUGCCUGGAUGAAUGGCACUGUGGUAAUUGAUAGCACCGUGGGAAAGGACACAUUCUUUCUCCUCACCUGGACUGAACAGCCUCCCCAAAUUUCUCUCUGGGCUCCCAAUGGAACACUGAUAGAAGGUUUUACUCAGGACCCUGAUUCCAAAAUGGCCUAUCUCACUAUUCCAGAAAAUGCACAGGUGGGCACUUGGGCGUACAAUCUUCAAGCCAAAACAAACUCAGAAAUACUCACUAUUACAGUAACUUCUCGGGCAGCAAAUCCUUCUGUGCCUCCAAUCACAGUAAAUGCUAAAAUGAAUAAAGACACAAACAGCUUCCCCAGCCCCAUGAUUGUUUAUGCAGAAGUUCAGCAAGGCUAUGCACCUAUUCUUGGAGCCAGUGUGACUGCUGUCAUUGAAUCAGAAAAUGGAAACACCGAAGUUCUGGAACUUUUGGACAAUGGUGCAGGUGCCGAUGCUUUCAAAGAUGAUGGGGUCUACUCCAGAUAUUUUAUAGCUUUUUCAGAAAAUGGCAAAUAUAGCUUAAAAGUAAGAGCCAAUGGAGGAAGAAAUGCUGCUGAAAGAACCUUACCACUGAAUAGAGCCGCAUAUAUACCAGGCUGGGUUGACAAUGGAGAAAUUCAAGGGAACCCACCAAGACCAGAAGCUGAUGAGAACACUCAGGCAUCUGUGGAGAGUUUCAGCAGAACAGCAUCAGGUGGUGCAUUUGUGCUAUCUGGAUUUCAAGCUUCUGCUUCAGAUGACCUAUUCCCACCAAGUCAAAUCACAGAUCUUGAUGCCACAUAUGAAGAUGAGAACAUCACUCUAACGUGGACAGCACCAGGAGCGGACCUUGAUGUCGGAAAAGUUCAACUAUAUAUCAUAAGGAUAAGUGGAAAUUUAACUGACCUAAGAGACAAUUUUGAUGAUGCUCUUCAAGUUAACACUACUGACCUGUUGCCAAAAGAGGCCAACUCCAAGGAAACCUUUACAUUUAAACCUGGAAAUAUCCUGGAAGAAAAUACAACUCACAUAUUCGUUGCCAUUCAAAGUGUAGACAAAAACAAUUUGACAUCAAAGGUGUCCAACAUUGCACAAGUGGCUUUGUUUAAUGGUGAAACUGAAUCUACUCCUACUCCUAAUGAAAAUUAUUCUACUACUACUCCUAAAAGAAAUCAUAGUCCUGGAGUUAAUGUGUUUGCCAUGGUGUUGUCAGUGCUGGGGUCUGUUGUAGUUGUUACUAUUGUUGUACCACUAUUUGUAUCUUAGACAAGAAAAAAAAUC